Lathyrus sativus (Indian pea) is the source of this 477-nucleotide messenger RNA. The record is from the annotation of a GenBank genome assembly. Lineage: Eukaryota; Viridiplantae; Streptophyta; Magnoliopsida; Fabales; Fabaceae.
AUGUCUUUGAUUCCAAGUUUCUUUGGUGGCCAAAGGAGCAAUGUAUACGAUCCAUUCUCUCUCGACGUUUGGGAUCCCUUGAAGGAUUUUCCAUUUCCAAGUUCUGCACUUUCUGCUUCAUUCCCUCGGGAGAAUUCUGCGUUUGUGAGCACACGAGUUGACUGGAAGGAAACACCAGAAGCGCACGUGUUCAAGGCUGAUCUUCCUGGGCUGAAGAAGGAGGAAGUGAAAGUUGAAGUUGAAGAUGAUAGGGUUCUACAGAUAAGCGGAGAGAGAAGCGUCGAGAAAGAAGAUAAGAACGACGAAUGGCAUCGCGUGGAACGUAGCAGUGGAAAGUUCUUGAGAAGGUUCAGAUUGCCUGAGAAUGCUAAAAUGGAACAAGUAAAAGCUUCCAUGGAGAAUGGUGUUCUCACUGUCACCGUUCCAAAAGAAGAGAUCAAGAAGCCUGAAGUUAAAUCCAUUGAAAUCUCUGGUUAA